AUGGAUGGUGGUUAUGGUGAUGGAAUAAGGAAUAAUUAUGAUCUCAAGAAUGGAAUUUCUAGUUGUUGUUGUGGUGUUAUCGAAGAGAGAGAAGGUGAGUAUGAAGAUGCACAAGAAAGGGAUGAGAGGGAGAAAAGAGUGGUGGCGAUAAUGAUGGUGUUGAUCGGAGAACGUGAUUGGUGGUUGAAAUCGCCCGGGAGGGCCGAACACUUUGGUUAUGAAAUCUUCAACAAAGAAGGAUUUAAAGAUUGGAAGCAUGCAUCUAAAGGCUUCAAAGAUCAUAUUGGUAGUCAUAAUAGUAAGCACAACUCAUUUAUGAAGCACUAUGAUGAUUAUAAUAAUCAAAGACAAAGUGUGACAAGUAUCUUUGCUAGAGCAACUAGGGAAUCCGAAGAAUUGUAUAAGAUCCGUUUGACUAGUUCUUUAGGUUGUACUAGAUAUCUCAUAGCACAAGGCAUUGCUUUUCGUGGCCAUGAUGAAAGCUCUACUUCUAUAAAUAAGGGAAAUUUUAGAGAGAUGGUGAAUUGGGUAAAAUCUAAUGAUGAAAAAGUGAGAGAUGCUUUUGACCGUGGUCCAAAAAAUUGCACAAUAACUUUCGGUGACAUUCAAAAGGAGCUUGCAACGUGUUGUGCACAUGAAUUUACCAAGGUUCUUGAAUGA
Molecule: messenger RNA, 660 nt
Organism: Vicia villosa (hairy vetch)
Lineage: Eukaryota; Viridiplantae; Streptophyta; Magnoliopsida; Fabales; Fabaceae
Exons: 3
Coding region: 1-660 (219 amino acids)
Source: RefSeq, a predicted model, not a curated record